Molecule: messenger RNA, 5883 nt
Organism: Hippopotamus amphibius kiboko
Lineage: Eukaryota; Metazoa; Chordata; Mammalia; Artiodactyla; Hippopotamidae
Gene: C11H6orf132
Product: chromosome 11 C6orf132 homolog
Exons: 5
Coding region: 399-4031 (1210 amino acids)
Source: RefSeq, a predicted model, not a curated record
AGGAGGGCCAAGGAGGCGACCUGGGGGCGGGGGUGGGUCGUCUCCGCGGCUGGGCGUGGGCUGGGCGACGCCCCCGGCCCACCGGGCCCCGCCAACAAUGGCCAGCUGGGGAAGGAGGCGGCUGGAAUGCAGCCGGGGGAGUCGGGCGGCGGGGCGGCGGCGGCGGCGGCCGAGGGGCGGGGCCGGAUCGCAGCCGCAGCCUCUUACCUGUCCAGGUAGCUCGCAUUUCCCGGCGAUCGGCGGCGCCCGCAGCACCUGUCGCCCGGUGCGCGGGCGGGGAGGACCGUGCGGGGCAUGGCCUGGUAGAGGCCCCGGGGGAGACGGUGCGGAGUCCAGUCCCGGGCAGGGCGGGCGGCGGAGGGACGGUCCUCCCCGGCGCCCGCGCGGCCGGCGGCAGCAUGAAAAAGAACCCGACGGUGCAGGGCACCUUCAGCAAACUCUUCGGCAAGAAGCACGCCAACCCUCCCGCCACCUCCCUCUACGCCACCAACCCCCCCUGGAUUUUCACCCAGGAGGCUCCGGAGGAGGGGACCCGGGACUUCGACGGGAUCUAUUAUGCAGACAACCGAUUUGACACAGUGAGUGAGUCGGGAACCGCCACGCUGAAAGCUCGACCGAGAGUCCGGCCCCUGCUGACCUUUCUUCCACUGGAUGCCCAGGAGAACCAUGGACUGGCUGUGCCCACCCCCUCUGUGCCAGACAGCUUUGCAGACAAACAAGUGACAGGUACCAGCAAGCUCGUCAACGGCAACCUCCGAUUAUACAGCUCUGUGGGGGACCUAAGGCCUGGGCACUAUGGCCAGGACGCACUCAUCCCGCCGCCCCCUCCAGGCCCAGCCCCGGCACCACCCCCAGACACUCCGCAGCCUCCAGGGCAGGCCUCCCCACCACCUCCACCUUCCACAGCUCCGCCGCCUCCUCCCCUGCUGCUGGAACCCCCACCCCCGCCCCCACCCAGCACGGCCCCGCCUCCACCCCCAGCGACAGGGGCCUUGUCUCCCCCAUCCACCCAUUCCUCCCCAUCCACACCCACCCCUCCUGACUUCAUUCCCCCUGCCCCACCCCUGGCCGUUCAAGCCCCACCCCCGAGCCUUUUGCCAGCCCCAGUGUCUCCUCAUACACCAGGGACUCGCCUCUUCCCCGCUGGGGGUGUCACCAAGUGGAAAUCAGAGGCAGCGCUGAAUGGCAGGCAGCCGGAGGCCUCCAGAAGCAGCCCCCCCAGGAGCCCCGCUGAGCCCAAGGGGAGCCUCCUGGGACCUGAGUCCCACCUCACCUUUCCCCGCUUAUUCAAGGUGCCUCCCCCAACCCCAAUUAGGACUUCAUCCAUCUGCAUUCAGGAAGCACAAGGGGCUCUUCCUGAGGAAGAAGAGGACACCAAAAAGGCCCCCAGUCGACUCCCACUGCCUCCCAGCUUCCACAUCCGCCCCGCAUCCCAGGUCUACCCGGAAAGGGCCGCUGAGCCAGACCACCCCAAGGAGCCCGGGGCUGCGGCACCAGCCAGCCCGAGGCUGGGCCAGUCCCAGGCCUGGACAAAUGAACAAGCCAAGACUCCACCUCCAGCCCCUCCCCUGCCCCCUCCUCCACCCCCCCUCCCUCCCCCAGCACCCCCCUUGCCCCCAGCUGCCCCUCCUUUGCCAUCCGCUGAAAAGGCAGCCCCUCCAUCUGCGGAGUUUACGAAAAGACCCAAGUCCAGCUCUCCCGCUCCCAAACCCAAACCUGACCCCCCCAGCCCGGAGGACACAGCCUCUUCAGAGUCUGUGGACUGGCGGCAUCCCAGCCAGAUGGAAAAGCUGCGGAAUGAGCUGUCAGCCUAUCUCUGUGGCUCCAGGAAAGAGGACCAAUUCACCAGUCACAGACCAGGCUCAACUGCAGCCUCUCAGGGAAAGGAGAGCCAGAAGGGCCCCAGUCAGCCAGAGAAGGAGGCCCCCGCAAGCCUGCUACAGAAAGAGGCUCCCCCAAGCCUGCCAGAGAAGGAAGCCCCUUCAAGCAUUCCCGAGGAGAGUCCCUGCAGCCAGCCAGAGAGGAAGGCUGGCUCCAGCCUGACCCUCCCUCCUGUGGACUACAUCCUCCAAGACUCACCAACUCCUAGCGUGUGGCAGAUCCGGAGUAAGUUGGAGGCCCAGCUUUCCUCAUUAGCAGAAAAGGAAGCCAAGCCCAGCAGAGGGUCUCUGCCUCCGAAACCUCAGCUAGAAGGGGGAAGAAUCUUUGAAAACAGGGCUGAUACCAGCAAAUUCUCCAAGCCCAUGGCCAAGAAUCUGCCAACUCUAUCCACCACCCCUCUGCCAACCACACCACUCCAGUCCAAGGCCACACCUGGGCCAGCCACGCCUGGACCAGCCACACCACCCAAGGCCACACCUGGACUAGCCACACCUGGACUAGCCACACCUGGACUAGCCACACCUGGACUAGCCACACCUGGACCAGCCACACCUGGACCAGCCACACCACCCAAGGCCACACAUGGACCAGCCACACCACCCAAGGCCACACCUGGGCCAGCCGCACCACCCAAGGCCACACCUGGACCAGCCACACCUGGACCAGCCACACCACCCAAGGCCACACCUCUGCCCGCCACAUCAUCCCAACUGAUAGCAGAGAAGAACCUAGUCCCAGCUGGGCAGUGGGAGAAGCCAAAACAUCGAGAACUUGCAGUGCCCUCUAAGCCAGAGGCAGAAGGGCACUCCUUAGAAGCCAGUAAGCCUACACAGGGAGCCCUCUCAUCACCAGCCCUCCCCUCAAAGAUAUCCACUGGCCGAGAAGAGGUGCCAUUUCUCUAUAAGCCCCAUCGCAGCAAGAACAGCCCCAGUAGAGAGGUGGCCGUGGUGAUGUCUACCCUGUCCAGAGGAGAGGCUGCAGGGUCAGGGCAGCCAGCAGAGGUGAAGGAACCCCAGGCGCUGCCAGCCAAACCCCCAGCCUCAGCCCAGCCUGCUGACGAACUCCUCAGGCACCCAGUGACCGGGGAGGUGGUGGAGCGGGGCUCCCCGAUGGCCCUGCUCCUUGCAGCCAGGCAGAGGGCACAGAAGGGGAGGCCCAGGGGGACUGCCCUGGGCCGGUCCUCCCUGCCAGGGAGUCUCCAUGGAGACAGUCAGCCCGAGGCAGUCUCUGACAGCAUCCUCUACAGCGAGGGCCAGCCCAACUCCUUCACUGUGGUCCCCAAGGUACCCAAGGAGACUGAGAAGGACCUCCAGCUAACCUCGCUGGGACAGCGCAACUUACCCAUUCAGUGGAAGCCCCAGCCCCACAGAGACCGAGAGGGCAUGCAGCCCAGCCACGGGCAGAGCUGGACAAAGGCGGCCGUGGCCUGGGAAAGACCAGCGCCCUCCAGCCUCCCCCAGGGCCGCCUGCUGCCCAAGUCCUUCUCUUCCCCUCCUUCUCCUUCCCACAAGAAGGAGGAGGAGGAGCAGUUCAACUUUGAGGUCAUCCCACCGCCGCCAGAAUUCAGCAAUGACCCCGAGCCCCCGGCCCCCGCCCUGCAGUAUCUGAGGCGCCGGAGCUCCCCUCCCCGGGACAACUUCUCAGACUUGCGGCCGCUCGCGGACGCGGGCCCCCGUCUCGGCUUCUCGCGCUUUUCCGGGGAGGCCGGCCCCGCCGGGGGCCCCGGGGGCCCGGAGCGUUCCUCGGGCGGGGGCCGUUCGCUCAUCAAGAAGCGCCUGUACGUCGGGGAGCCCCAGCCCAGCCCGCCCCGCGGCGCCACCGGCCGCAACCCGAGCUCCCCCAGCUGCUUCGGGCCGCAGGCCGGAGGGCCCUUCGCAGCGCCCGGCGGCCCGGAGAUGCGGCGCGUCAACUCGGCGGGCCGCGCGCCCCCCGGCGGCCUGCACCCGCGGAAGGUGUCCCUGGAGGGCGCCCCCCGCGGAGAGGCCAAGUACAAAGCGCCCGGCGACUGCGGCUGCGCCCUGGCGCCCGGCAGGUCUCCCCACGGCAACCCCCACUAUGGAAACUCCAUCAACACAUUCACCGUGAGGCCCGGGACCCGCCAUCCCAUCUCCUAUGCCUACUCUGGGGCCCAUUGGAAGGCCCUGUCCUGAGCCCAGGGUUUUCUUAGUUCUACUCCAAGGGGUCGGAUCCGGGCACUUGUUUUUGUGGGGGUGGGAGGGAUGCAGCAGGUGUUAGGUAGCCUCACUCAGACAUGGAGGAGUCUUUGUUUCCCAAAGACACACAGACAGACAGACAGACAGACAGACAAUGAGUGAAGCAGUGGCCCCAGGAAGAUCAAGAUUGGACUUCCGUUUCCCAAAGCACUGGUGCGGCUGCGGACUGUCUGCGCAUGGGGGUGGGAGUGGGAAGGAGAGAGAAGAAGAGGAACCUUAAAGGCCCUGGAGCCUGAGUUUUCACUGUCUGGUACUAUUUGAUUUAGCAAGGCUUAUUUAAAGCAGUUUUCCAAGCAGGCCUACAGAGCAGGUUCUAAAAGCAGGGGUUGGGACACUCACUUGGAAUGGGAGCCCAUCGGGAUGACGGUGAUUGCCUGUCAGGCCCUCAUGAGACGCUGAGGCCCAGGCCUGUCUGGGUGGGGGUGCAGGGUGCAUAGGUUGACCUCCUCAGCCUCCACCAGUCCACCAGUUGUCACUCCAAGAGGUGAUACCUGGGGUUCCUAGCAUAGAAGCCACAUUGAGGUGGGACCAGGAAUAUGCAUGUAGAGAAGGUACUGGAACAAAGUGCUUUGCAUUGACUAAGGGUGGAGAUGGGGAGAUCGGUGGUUCAUUUCUCCCUGGCCCUUAGUGACAGGAAGGCCUAGAGAGAGAAGUCUUGGCAAGUUUGGGAUGGAAGACAGGAUUAAGGCUUACUUUUCCGCUUAUACCCAGGCAGCCAUGAUUUGAGGGAUUGGAUCCAAGGAGCCAGAAAGCCUGGGGCUUGACACCAGAGGCCUUACAUGGCCAGGUCCUAUAUGGGAUGUGGAGGGCAUCACUCCCAGCCACCCAUCCCAACCCCAGUACUACAGGUCUGCAAUAUUAUUGAGGCCUUAGUAUGUGUAACCAAGAUGCUGGAAGGCCUUGUAGAGUAGAAGGUGACAGAGAUGGGACUAGAGGUCUGAGAGGAGUUUGCUGCAAGUAGGGAACGUGUUUUGGAAAGUCAAGAGUGGCAGGACUGGACCAGUUCAGAGCAGGGGAGCCCUAUCAGUAGCGUGACCAUUUGUACUUUCCUGGGAAGUCUGGGAUUAUGCCUGUUUGCCAGUGAGUUAGAACCACUUCCACUUUCAAAAAAAGUCCUGAUUUAGAUGAUGUACGGUCACCAAACAUAUCAGGAAAUAAUAUUCUUUGGUUGAUCUUCUGUCUUAAGGUCUUGGUGGGCCAAAUUCCUGGGGCCAGGCCAAGGCAGCUACCUGGGUAAGGAGGAAGGGCAUGGGGUGCCCACCUCAGGGAAGCAGGCUGGUAGGGGCAGCCAGGAAGCACAUUUGGGGGCAUGAUGUUGGAUUUCUAUGAUUUGUGCUACCCAGCCAGGGUAGAGGAGUGUGGGGAUAGCAGAUGACCACUUUAGGGAAAGAGAGUGGAGGGGUGGGUGGGUGCCCUGUGAGGGCAGGAUCUGGUUACCUGUGUCUAAGAAGCAAACCCACCCCAGUGCCAUCACUGGCUCUAUAUAUAUGUACGUAUUUUCCCUGUACAAUGUUUUAUAAAAGAGUUCACUAAUUUAUCUGCUGUGUUAAGGCUCGAGGGGUGGGGUAUGGACUCCCAGUUGUAUCUUGCUCUGGGAUGGGCAGGGAAGGACUGAUUCUCACUUGGCUUGGGAAAUAAACAGGCCAGUUUGGAAGGCCUCCAGCUCUGCGGCUGUGGAUUGAUGACUGCGAGCUACUGGGGUGUGAUGAGCUUGGGGGAGCUCAGCUGGGGAGGGCCGAGCACACGGUGGUGGCCGAACCGGAGCCAUUAUGCUGGGCCCCACCGUCUC